Molecule: messenger RNA, 630 nt
Organism: Saccoglossus kowalevskii
Lineage: Eukaryota; Metazoa; Hemichordata; Enteropneusta; Harrimaniidae
Product: ras-related protein Rab-5B-like
Molecular function (GO): GTPase activity; GTP binding
Source: RefSeq, a predicted model, not a curated record
AUGAAUAUAACAAAUAGUGCGCCGGUUUCAGAGAAGAGGUGUAAAUUGGUUAUUAUUGGUGAAUCGGCAGUUGGAAAAACAUGCCUCGCUUUGAAAUUCACAAGAGGGAGGUUUGACGGCACUGCAUCAGCCACACUGGGCGCCGCGUUCUUGGUUGGUGGGCUGGACAUGGGCAGCAGUAAGAUGAAAUUUGACAUUUGGGAUACGGCGGGAGCUGAGAAAUAUAGCAUUCUAACGCCCAUGUAUUAUCGAAAUGCACAGGCUGCCUUGGUGGUCUACGAUAUUACGUACGAGAAUUCUUUUAAUAGGGCUAAGAGCUUGUCGUGGGUGCGAGAAUUGCGAAGACAGGCCAGUCCAAACAUUGUUAUCACAUUGGUUGGAAACAAGGCAGAUCUUGCAGACGGGAGAACGGUUAUUACUGAGGAGGCACGGGCAUAUGCCGAAGAAAAUGGCCUAUUGUUUAUGGAAACGUCAGCCAAAACAGCGAUGAACGUCAACGAACUGUUCAUGGCUACAGGCCAAAGAGUUCCUAUACAGACUUUUCCAGGAGAUGGUAACAGGAGGUCUAAUACAGGGAACAUAUCUUUAAAUGGCGAAGAACAAGAACAACAAAAAGAUUGCAAGUGCUAA